Molecule: messenger RNA, 366 nt
Organism: Ictidomys tridecemlineatus (thirteen-lined ground squirrel)
Lineage: Eukaryota; Metazoa; Chordata; Mammalia; Rodentia; Sciuridae
Source: RefSeq, a predicted model, not a curated record
UUCAACUUGAGACCCAGUCCUCAGCUUCUGACACAAUGAGCUACUACUAUGGCAACUACUAUGGUGGCCUGGGCUAUGGCCUUGGUGGCUUCAGUGGCCUGGGCUAUGGCUAUGGCUCCCGCUAUGGCUUUGGGGGCUAUGGUGGUUAUGGCUAUGGCUACUUCCGUCCCUCUUUCUACAGAGGAUACUAUUCAUCUGGGUAUUACUGAAAACUUCACCACCUCCGUUGUCUGUUUCCUGACCCAGCAUCCAUCACUCAAGUUGGACAUUCUCACCCCUGCUGUGCUGAGCACAUGAAGAGUUCUUCUUUUUCCCUUCAGUGAUGUCACCGGGAAUGUUAUUCCAAUAAACACUUUGUGAAGAUUA